AUGUCAAACCCCAACGACCCCCCUCUCGACGAGAUCCAAUGGCGCUCCCCGAUCGCGAUCGCCAACAUGGGCGGCCUGCACAGCAACAGCAUCCUCUUCUACUUCGCCGAGUCGCCCUUUUUCGAACGCACGUCUAACAAUGCCGUCGUCUACAACCAGGCCAUGAACAACUCGGCCAUGUUCUCCGACAUUCAGACCCGCGAGGCCUUUGAGGGCCGUCUUAACACUAUGGCUGGACUCGAGUUUCGCGUCGCGGAGGAGCCUGCUGAGACGGGACCUGGGGCUGGUACUGGUGUGUGGGUGAUUCGCAAACAGACACGGCGGAAGCACUACGAGGCUAGGGACGAGAUCAUUGUUCAUGCUUCGUACUUUGUGGUGGGAGAGAAUAUCUAUAUGGCGCCUACCCUCAAUGACAUUCUAGCGGCGAGGAUCAUGACAAUGUCCUCGGCGAUCGCGCGAGCAGCAUCCUCCGCUGAGAGCAUCAGGAAGUGGCGUCCUUCUCUCGGCCACGUGUACCAACUACCCUCGAACCAACCCCCAGCACGAUCCAAGGCCCAAGAUUCUGCUGCCGCCACGCCAAUGCCCGAAGAAGCAAGCAAGGCCUCCGCUCUUCCUGCGACGGCGUCUCAGAAGGACGACGAGGCAUCGCUGGAGAGGCUUGUGGAGGAAUCCCUCAUGGUUCACAUGAAAUACGGCGGCGAAUACAUCGACGAGAACCCUAUCACCGGUCGUCCAGGAGAAUUCCAUCUUUCAUCCACCGGUCGCAAGGUCAUCCCUCCACCUCAACUUGCCAAGUCUGAGGGCAUUGGGAGUAUCAGCGGGCCAACUAUCAACACCAAGGUCGAUGACAAGAAGGACGACAAAAGCAAGACGCCCAAGUCAGCGACCAUGUCAAAGCCGCGGCGCAAGAAGAGCAAGAUGUUGAGCACCAGCACACCCGCUGCAUCCUGA
Molecule: messenger RNA, 951 nt
Organism: Fusarium keratoplasticum
Lineage: Eukaryota; Fungi; Ascomycota; Sordariomycetes; Hypocreales; Nectriaceae
Product: Mediator of RNA polymerase II transcription subunit 6
Exons: 2
Coding region: 1-951 (316 amino acids)
Biological process (GO): regulation of transcription by RNA polymerase II
Cellular component (GO): mediator complex; core mediator complex
Molecular function (GO): transcription coactivator activity
Source: RefSeq, a predicted model, not a curated record